Messenger RNA from Penicilliopsis zonata CBS 506.65, 1960 nucleotides. RefSeq lists its product as hypothetical. Bases 102 to 1610 code for a protein of 502 amino acids. Gene Ontology annotation, biological process: transmembrane transport; basic amino acid transport. The record is from RefSeq and is a predicted model, not a curated record. Lineage: Eukaryota; Fungi; Ascomycota; Eurotiomycetes; Eurotiales; Aspergillaceae. The transcript is spliced from 9 exons. Gene Ontology annotation, cellular component: fungal-type vacuole membrane. Gene Ontology annotation, molecular function: basic amino acid transmembrane transporter activity.
UAGGCACAGCGUAACUUGAUUUAUUCUAGUUCUCAGGUUUUAGUCCAUGCUUUGAUUAUUGUUGUUUAGACAGAGAUAGUGUCUCAUCACAAGAAGUCAACAUGGCAGACGAAGAAUCUCCCCUCCUUGCCCCGCCAGACCCCAAACCGCACAACGCAAAGCGUUCAGACGCCCUCAUCAUCUACGGAACCUUUUUGGGCGUCUUCGUCGCCAGCGCUGACGAGUCCCUGGUGCUCUCGACGUACAGUACCAUCGCCUCGCAGUUCCACCAGCUCUCCGCUGGCUCGUGGCUGCUCGUGGCCUAUAACUUUGGCUACUGUGUCUCUCUGCCUGUGUACGGCGCUCUGAGCGACUCCUACGGCCGCAAAAAUGUGCUUCUCUCGUCAUACCUUUUCUUCACACUUGGGUGUCUUGCAUGCGGCGCCAGUUCAUCCCUCACACAGCUUGUCCUUGCUAGAGUUAUCGCCGGCCUGAGCGGGGCAGGAAUGGUUGCUAUGGUCUCCAUGAUAAUCAUGGAUCUGAUGCCUCCGAGCGAGGUCGCAAUAUACCGGAGCUACGAGAAUCUCGUCAACAUCUUCGGACGCAGUCUCGGGGCUCCGAUAGGCGGAUUUCUGAUUGACGCAAUUGGAUGGAGAUGGUCCUUCUUCGGCCAGAUCCCAUUCAUCAUCAUCUGCACCUUGGUCGCUGUCUACGGGCUACCAGCCUCGUUGAAUGAGACCCAAAGCGAUGAAACACCGCCAUCAUCGUCUUCUCCAGACGAAAGCCAGGACGAGCCCGCUCAUCGGACGCGCCUGGGUGAACUCGACUUUGCAGGCCUGAUCAGCUUCUCUGCGACCAUCAUCGCGCUGCUGUUUCUCCUCCAGGCGGCGGGCGAGGGCGCCGCUGACGAAGGGCCAGCGGGGCAAAAAUCCAUACUGGCGUUGGCUCUGACCUUUGUCCUCUGCGGUGUGGCCUUUGUCAUGAUUGAGGUUUUCUGGGCGCGCAGACCGUUGAUCCCAAUGGAUCUUCUGUCGAAGAAAUUGGGCGCGUAUUGCCUUAUCCAGACCGUGCUCUUUACCGGUCGCUCAGCGUUCAACGGCGCCAUUGUUCCUUACUUCAUCCGGGUUGAAAAUGCGAGCGAGUUUGCCGCCUCGGCGGCUUAUAUCCUAAACGUUCUGGGCGCCUCGAUGGGAGGCAUCUUCGCAGGGCUAGUGAUUAAACGGACACGACGGUACAAAACCAUGACGGCGCUCGCCUACCUGCUCACCAUCGUCUGCUUCCUGCUCGUCCUCCUCCUCUGGCGCACGGGGUGCUCCAUCGCGGAUUCCCUACUGCUGCUCCCCUCAGGGUUCGCGGUAGGUAUCAUCUUCUCGACCUCGUUUAUCGGCAUGUCCUCCAGCUCGCCGCGGGACUCUCUGUCCAUAUGCAUCGGCACGUACUACCUGUUUCAACAGCUGGGGCUUAUUAUAGGUCCUGCGUGUGGGUCUGCCAUGAUCCAAAGCCUGUUCGAGAGAGAGCUCUCUGCACGGCUGGUGGGUCCAGGGAAGAAGGAGGUAUGGGAUCGAUACGAUACCAAGAUCAAACUGUGGUAUCCUGUAUUGACACCAUCAGAUCAUCAAGCGGCUUCUUAAUGAAGCCAGGUUCUCGAGAACCCUGCCCGAGUCUGUCCAGAAGGUGGUUCGUUCGGCUUACCUAGAGAGCUUCCAAUCCAUACCCUGUAAGUAGAUCAGCCCUUCCCUCCGCCCACGCCUCGCUUUGAGCCUUUGACCAUUAGUCCCGCUAACAAACCCAAGUAUUCACGGUGAUCACUACAGUAAUCACAUUGGCCAUCUUCCUUCCAUUGAAAGAGGAACAGAUCUACUAAACGUAUAUAUAUAAGAAUAAAAUAUCGGGCUUGUGUCUAAGCUUGGGUACCCCUAGAUGUGUCUAGCUCUCCAACGCAGCAACAAUAGCAUCCCCCACAUCCUUUGUUCCCGAUUUC